This is a messenger RNA of Hemiscyllium ocellatum (epaulette shark), 3994 nucleotides long. It is a transcript of the gene ctnna2, whose product is annotated as catenin (cadherin-associated protein), alpha 2. Gene Ontology annotation, cellular component: catenin complex; adherens junction; actin cytoskeleton. Gene Ontology annotation, molecular function: cadherin binding; beta-catenin binding; structural molecule activity. The coding region runs from base 377 to 3094 and encodes 905 amino acids. Gene Ontology annotation, biological process: cell-cell adhesion; cell migration. The record is from RefSeq and is a predicted model, not a curated record. The transcript is spliced from 18 exons. Lineage: Eukaryota; Metazoa; Chordata; Chondrichthyes; Orectolobiformes; Hemiscylliidae.
CUGUGGCUGAGAGCCGCCGGGUGUCAGGACGUACGGUUGACCGUCCGUCCAUUCAUCAAUCCGUUUGCCGUUGCUAAAAGACAGGCAGAGGAUUUAUAAAAAAAUCGGACAGCGACAUCUUUCUUGUGUUGUAGUGUGUGUGUGUGUGUGAAUGAAUGUGUGCGUUGGCCUGAUUUCCGAAGGACGGUAGCAGGCAGCAGCUGUGAAGCUUCUCUGCAUUAUUGUUAGUACCGCCACCUUCUCCAUCACCAUAGACACCAAGAGCCAGAGAGGAGCGAUCCAAAUCACAGGGCAACAAUCCCCGAAAGAAGCGCACAACUACUCUACUCUCACUUCGGGAGCUUAUAUAAAAAAAUAUAAAAGCCGGCAGACAAACAUGACAACUGCGACUUCACCUAUUCUGCUUAAGUGGGAUCCCAAAAGUCUAGAAAUACGUACUGUGACAGUGGAACGAUUACUGGAACCAUUGGUCACACAGGUAACUACCCUUGUGAACACAAGCAGCAAGGGUCCAUCAAGUAAGAAGAAAGGUCGAUCCAAGAAAGCACAUGUACUGGCUGCUUCUGUAGAACAAGCAACUCAGAAUUUUUUAGAGAAGGGGGACCAGAUUGCAAAAGAGAGCCAGGAUCUGAAGGAGGAACUUCUGGUGGCGGUGGAUGAUGUACGUAAACAAGGAGAAAGUAUGAGAAUUGCAUCUGCAGAGUUUGCAGAAGAUCCCUGUUCUUCUGUAAAGCGUGGAACCAUGGUUCGGGCAGCCCGUGCUCUGCUUUCUGGAGUAACACGCUUGUUGAUCCUUGCUGACAUGGCAGAUGUCAUGAGGCUUUUAACUCAUUUAAAAAUUGUAGAGGAAUCUUUGGAUGCUGUGAAGAAUGCCACCAAUGAGCAGGAUCUGGCCAGUCGCUUCAAGGAAUUCGGGAAGGAGAUGGUCAAACUUAAUUAUGUGGCUGCUAGAAGACAGCAGGAACUGAAAGACCUUCACUCUAGGGAUGAAAUGGCAGCAGCUCGAGGUGCUUUGAAGAAGAAUGCUACCAUGCUCUAUACUGCCUCCCAAGCAUUCCUCCGACAUCCUGAUGUAGCUGCUACCAGAGUGAAUCGUGAUUAUGUCUUCAAACAAGUACAAGAGGCUAUUGCCGGAAUUUCAAAUGCAGCCCAGUCAACUUCAGUGCCAGAUGAUAAACAUGGACCUAUUGGCAUUGGCGAGCUAGCUGCAGCACUGAAUGAAUUUGAUAAUAAGAUAAUUUUGGACCCUAUGCACUUCAGCGAACAGCGAUAUAGGCCAUCUCUUGAGGAGAGGUUGGAGAGUAUUAUCAGUGGGGCUGCACUGAUGGCCGACUCUUCAUGCACACGUGAUGAUCGACGUGAGAGAAUUGUGGCUGAGUGUAAUGCUGUACGACAGGCUCUUCAGGAUCUUCUAACUGAGUACAUGAAUAAUACUGGAAGGAAAGAGAAAGGUGACCCACUCAAUGCUGCCAUUGAAAAAAUGACAAAGAAAACAAGGGAUCUGCGACGACAGCUACGCAAGGCUGUCAUGGAUCACAUCUCUGACUCGUUUUUGGAGACCAAUGUCCCUCUUUUGGUGCUCAUUGAGGCAGCAAAGAGCGGCAAUGAAAAGGAGGUGAAAGAAUAUGCACAAGUCUUCCGUGAACAUGCCAACAAACUGGUUGAGGUCGCAAACUUGGCAUGCUCCAUCUCAAAUAAUGAGGAAGGCGUGAAGUUGGUUCGCAUGGCGGCAACACAGAUCGAUAGCCUCUGCCCACAGGUAAUUAAUGCAGCACUGACUCUGGCUGCUCGGCCCCAGAGUAAAGUUGCUCAAGAUAACAUGGAUGUCUUCAAAGACCAAUGGGAGAAGCAAGUACGCGUUUUGACGGAGGCUGUCGAUGACAUCACUUCAGUUGAUGAUUUUCUGGCUGUGUCAGAAAAUCACAUAUUGGAGGAUGUGAACAAGUGUGUGAUAGCACUGCAGGAAGGUGAUGUAGACACACUUGAUAGGACUGCUGGGGCCAUCCGAGGACGGGCAGCAAGAGUUAUCCAUAUCAUCAGUGCUGAGAUGGAGAAUUACGAGCCUGGUGUAUACACUGAGAAAGUAAUGGAGUCCACAAAGUUGCUCUCAGAGACUGUUAUGCCUCGUUUUGCUGAACAAGUGGAAGUCGCAAUUGAAGCAUUGAGUGCAAAUCCCCCACAGGCUUUCGAGGAGAAUGAGUUCAUAGAUGCUUCACGCUUAGUUUACGAUGGAGUACGUGACAUAAGGAAAGCAGUGCUGAUGAUAAGGACUCCAGAAGAACUGGAGGAUGAUUCAGACUUUGAACAAGAAGACUAUGAUGUCCGGAGCCGAACAAGUGUUCAGACCGAGGAUGACCAGCUUAUUGCAGGACAAAGCGCACGGGCUAUCAUGGCUCAGUUGCCACAAGAGGAAAAAGCAAAGAUUGCUGAGCAAGUGGAGAGCUUCCACCAGGAGAAGAACAAGCUUGAUGCUGAGGUCGCAAAAUGGGAUGACAGUGGCAAUGACAUCAUUGUCCUAGCCAAGCAGAUGUGUAUGAUUAUGAUGGAAAUGACCGAUUUCACCAGGGGCAAGGGUCCGCUAAAGAAUACAUCCGAUGUAAUCAACGCAGCAAAGAAGAUAGCGGAGGCAGGGUCCAGGAUGGAUAAACUAGCUCGAGCUGUUGCUGACCAGUGUCCUGAUUCUGCCUGUAAGCAGGAUUUGUUGGCCUACCUACAACGCAUUGCACUCUACUGCCACCAGCUUAACAUCUGCAGCAAGGUGAAAGCAGAAGUCCAAAACCUGGGAGGAGAGUUGAUUGUAUCUGGGUUGGAUAGUGCAACCUCACUCAUACAAGCUGCCAAGAAUCUGAUGAAUGCAGUGGUUCUCACCGUGAAGGCUUCCUAUGUGGCUUCCACCAAAUACCAGAAGGUGUACGGCACAGCUGCUGUGAACUCUCCCGUUGUGUCCUGGAAGAUGAAAGCCCCUGAAAAGAAACCACUAGUGAAGAGGGAGAAGCCUGAAGAGUAUCAGACAAGAGUAAGGAGGGGAUCUCAGAAGAAGCACAUUUCUCCAGUGCAGGCCCUCAGUGAGUUCAAGGCAAUGGAUUCCUUCUAGAGCUCUGCAAACCCUGUCAGUCAAUCCCUGAGAUGAUCAAUGAUGAUCAAUGAUGUUGUAUUAAGUUUUAGUGAAGCAACUUGUACGAUGCUCCUCAGAUGCGAGACAAAAUCAUUAACUGAGCCCUAAAUGAGUCGGGACUGGUUUGAUGUUGAAUUUGGAGCUGGGUUUAAAUUUUAGAUUUAAAAAGUGUUUGAGUCCAGCAUUGCUAUUAUUAAAUGAGGGAAUAAAGCUAAAUGGAGGGAAUGGAGCUAAAAUGGCUACAUAGCUUGCUAACCUGAUCUGUGUGUUAAGCUUAUAGGGCUUUAAUAUCAAUGCUUGUAUGUUACAAAAAAAUUCAAUACUGGACAUUAAAAGCAUAAAGCAGACAUGUUCAUUCUUUUGGUGUAGUUUGAAGCACAACAUAUAAGUUCAAUGGUCUUUUAUUUAUUUUGUAAUCAUACUAAUAACUGACAGCAUUAGGAUAUUAGGAUUGUGCUUUCAAGGGAAAACCGAAACCUUAUUUAUUCUGUGGGCAUCGGUGAUAGUUCUGCAGCCCUGAAGUCUGGUACUUAAUGUUACUGACAACAGAAGUGAUGACUAAUCGUAUUUUAACUUUUAACAACGCUGGAAACCAGCUCAACAAACAAACCCAUAGAAUAUAUAGACCCUCAUGCUGCUGUCAGUAAGACAACAUGGGAAUUGUUUCACAGGUUCAAGCUGAUUGUGUUGCAACUCCUUCAUGUUUUCAAGUGGCCUCGUGCCACUGUCUGACAGUGCAGUGAUAGCCAGUAGAUAGUGAGUAAUGUGUUAGAGUGGACAUAACAGUGAAUGUAGAGUUUUGACUUGCCUGAACCGUGGAUGACUAAUCUGUCUUUGUAUCCUCCCAAUAACUCAAAUAAACCCUUUGCCCAUCAUCAA